Messenger RNA from Paramuricea clavata, 495 nucleotides. The record is from the annotation of a GenBank genome assembly. Lineage: Eukaryota; Metazoa; Cnidaria; Anthozoa; Malacalcyonacea; Plexauridae.
AUGGGAUUUAUGAUCGGAUUUGCAGUGGGAAUGAGUGCUGCUGGGUUAUUUGGCACAUAUGCAGCGCUGAGGUAUGGAAGGAAAUGAUCAUACAUAAAAUAUCACUUGCAUAUUAAUAAUAAUAUUAUUAACACGUGUGCCUCACUGGAAAGAUUUUUCAAAGCAUCCCAGUUUCAUUUUAAUAGUGAUUUUAACCCUUCUGGCAAUCCCUACCUUAUAAUUUUACUUUGUGAUUUUACUAAAGGUAUAUUAACCAGAUCGCCAGUCUGCUUCAAGUUCGGUUCAGAACUGGCCCGACUAGUGAUCCGGUUGGCCUUUUAUACCUGCCUGCUGCCACUUCAAUGGGUUGAUAAUAAAACUUACUCUUAUUGCAAUAAAUAUUCCAGAGCUGGUUUGCGAGGUAGAGAACUUAUGGGUUUGGUUGGAAAGUCUAUGUUACAAGGUGGAGGGACAUUUGGUGUGUUUAUGUCCGUUGGAACAGCCAUUCGAUGUUGA